Messenger RNA from Lactuca saligna, 3804 nucleotides. NCBI's taxonomy places the organism in Eukaryota, Viridiplantae, Streptophyta, Magnoliopsida, Asterales, Asteraceae. The record is from the annotation of a GenBank genome assembly.
AUGGUUGUUCUCUCUGAACUUUCAGAAGCAUCUUCAUCUUCAUCAUCAACUCAUGGUCAUAGAUAUGACGUGUUUCUAAGUUUUAGAGGUCUCGACACUCGUAAUAAUUUCACUGCAUACCUUCAUAAAGCCUUAAUGGAUUCCAAUGUUAUUACCUUCUUGGAUGAUGAAGAGAUUGAAAUUGGGGGAAAUCUAAAACCAGAAUUGGAGAGUGCAAUUAAAGCAUCUAGGGCUUCGGUUAUCGUUUUGUCCAAGAAUUAUGCUUCUUCCACAUGGUGUCUUGAUGAACUGGUGCUGAUUCUUGAGCAACUUAGGACAUCCAAACAUAUUGUAAUCCCCAUCUUUUAUCAUGUGGAGCCCACCCAUGUCAGGAAGCAACAGAGUAGCUUUGGAGAUGCAAUGGCUAAGCAUAGAAAGAUGAUGGAGGCGGAGACAGAUGGAAAUAAAAGAAGUAAAUGGACUCAAAAGAUAGAGCGAUGGAAUAAAGCACUUACACAAGUUGCUGAUUUGAAAGGGAAGGAUGUUAGAAACAGGUUAGAGAUGGAGUUCAUUGAAGAAAUUGUCAACGACAUCUACCGAAGAUUACAGAUACCCUUAAGGACUUCUCUACCGCUACUUAUUGGGAUGGGCAAUUCUGUUAACUUCAUCACUUCAUGGUUGAAAGAUGCAUCAUCACAUACAACAGACAUACUCACUAUUUUGGGUAUGGGUGGAAUCGGGAAGACAACUUUAGCCAAAUAUGUCUAUUUGUCUCAUUUUCAUGAUUUCGACACAAGCAGCUAUAUUGAAGAUAUUAGUAGGCGAUGUACUGACAAUUUUAAUGGGUUGCUUGAGUUACAAAAACAACUGUGCGAUGACAUUUUGAAAACAAGUUCAGUUCAACUUCAUGAUGUAUCUGUAUACACAUCAAAGAUAGAGAGUGCAUUAGCUCGUAAAAAGGUGUUUCUAGUUCUUGAUGAUAUUGAUAGUCUCCAUCAGUUGGAUGCAUUGCUUGGAAACAAAGGUUUUCAUCCCGGCAGCAAAAUCAUAAUAACAACAAAGGACGCAUGGUUGACAGAGAGUUGUGCACUUUUCAAAAAGAGCAUUAAACCCAAGCAUGCUAAGCACUUGCUUCGAGGUUUAUAUGACACUGCAUCACAAAACCUUUUUUGUUUUCAUGCAUUCAUGUGCAACACAGCCAAGGCUGGUUAUGAAGAGGUGUCAGAAAGGUAUGUGAAAUAUUGUGAAGGACAUCCUCUGGCUCUUGAAGUUUUGGGCAAGUCUCUGCAUAAUCGAGAUUUAGCUUACUGGGAAGAUGGGAUAAAACUCCUAAAGAAAGAAACCGGUUCCCCUAUAAAUAAUGUCUUGAGAAUGAGUUUUGACUCUUUGACAUCAAAAAACAAUAAGGAGUUGUUUAAGCAUAUUGCUUGCUUUUUUGUUGGAAUGGAUAAAGAUGUUACCGAAACGAUAUUAAAUGCAUGUGAGAUAAACACAAGAUCUGGGAUCACGGAUCUCAUUGACAGAUGCCUACUUAGUAUUGGAAGGAAUAACAAAUUGAUGAUGCAUCAGUUGCUUCAAGAGAUGGGAAGAUUUGUGGUACGUGAAGAAUCACCUGAUAAGCCAUGGAAGCGUAGUCGAUUAUGGGGUCAUGAGUCAUUCAAAGCUUUGAAGAAAAAAAAGGGUAAGGGGAAUCUUAUAGGUCUUUCCCUUGACAUGCAAAUACUUGAGAAAGAGAAGUUGCAUGAAUCAUUUGAGCUGAAAACAGAUGCAUUGAGUAACAUGGAUAAUUUGAUGCUACUACAACUCAAUUAUCUACAAAUUAGUGGGUCUUAUGAUAAUUUUCCAGAAGAAUUAAGAUGGUUGUGUAUGCAUGGGUUCCCUUUGAAGUCUAUACCUUCAGACCUACUGAUGGAGAAUUUGGUUGCUCUUGACAUGUCAUAUAGCAAUAUUGAAUCAUUUAACAUUUUUUAUAGGAACCCACAACGACUUGAGAGUAGACAAAACUUGUUUGGAUCGUAUGCAAAAGACAAGAGGUUCCUUGGAUCACUGAAGAUUCUUAAUUUAAGUUUCUGUGAACAACUUUGUAGUUUGGGUGGUUUUGACCAAGUACCUCUACUUGAGAGGUUAAUACUUACAGACUGCAUUUGUUUGAUUGAUGUCUGUGAAUCAAUUGAGCGAUGUUCUGCACUUGUCCUCGUUGAUCUGAGUUACUGCAAUAAGCUUGAAAAACUUCCAAGGAUCAUAGGCAUGUUAAACAAGGUUAAAACACUAUUGCUAGAGGGUUGUAAUCUUGGUAAAUCUGGAACUGAGAUUAUAGAUAUAGAUUCACCAAAAAUGUUCAUGGCUAACAACAUUGAUAUAAACACAAUAACCUCUUCCUACACCAUCUUAGAGGCUAUUCCAAGCCAUUCAAUUUUUUUUUCGGUUUCUUUACCGAGAUCUUUAGUAAUCUUGGCACUUGACAAUAAUAAUUUGUCCACCGAAUCCUUUCCCAUGGACUUUAGUUAUCUAUCCAUGUUAAAAGAAUUAUACUUAGAUGAAAAUCCUAUUGUUUCACUGCCCUGUUGUGUGAGAACCCUUCCUAGACUUGAGAAACUUAGUAUGGAAAACCGUAAUAUGCUGACAUCAGUCGAGCAUCCUCCACAUACACUAACAUAUUUGAACCUCUCUCAUAGUUCUGAUUAUAAGCUUUUGCUACAUAAUGUUGUAUUUGAUCCACAAAUGUCCCCAAUCGAGUUCUUAAUAGACUGGAAGAUGUUAGCACCUUCGUCGUUUGAAAUACAGGGCUUGAUCAAAAUCCAACCGCUGGCAGGUGCUGAGGAAAAUGUAUUAUGUAGGCUGGGCUGGAGUAAUCUAGACUUCCUUUCUGGAAGGCGUUUGACAACUUAUUCUCGUGAUAGAGGGUAUGAGGAAUCUGAAAUCCAGAUGUAUUAUGAAUUUGGGAUAUUCAGCACUAUUUAUGAAGGCGAAGAGAUUCCGAAUUGGAUUACAAAUAGAAGCAUGGGGCCAUCGAUAUCAUUUACCAUUCCAUCAUCUCCUAACAGCCUCACAGGAUUGAAUUUCUGUUGCGUGAUGACGUUUGGAUUUGUGAAUGAAAGGCUUGGAUCUGUAGUGGAUGAGCUCCUUGAUUUGCCAAUGAUAACAAUUAAUAAUAUAACAAAGAAUCUCACCUGGAUAUACCACCAUUACAUUGAGAGAGUCAGUGUCGGUGUUGAUGGGAAGUGUUUAACAUUGUUAAGCCAUUGGAUGUUUGGGAUGAAUGAGAUGGAAGCUGGUGACCACAUUACUAUUACUGUGAGGGAGAAACCAUUUCGUGCUAAUCUAGUUACAAGGAAGUGUGGGGUGGGGGUUGUGUAUGAUGAUGGAGACACGUAUGAAGAACAAGAAAAGGAUGAUGUGUUGGUUUAUUACAAGUCCUGGAAUUACGUUAUUGGUGGAGAUCUCACUGGAUUUCAGUUAACAACAGGAGAAUAUUUACUAAACAAAAGUCGAAUUAUGCUGCCUUUUUAUGAAACGAUCCUACUAAAAUAUGAUUAUUUUUUUGGAGAAGACAUCCGCUUUAAAGAUAAGGUAGUGUACUUCAGAGCAUAGUCACAUAGUUCUCUCAUUAGAGGAAAUGGUUUUGGAGAAUUUGGAUGAUGAAGGCGUGGAGAAUGGGAAAGGAAAAGACAGCAGUUGGAAUACAAUAGAAUCUGUUUUUUGAAUUAUUGUAACUGUUUCUGUUCAUAUUUCGUUGUCAUUUCAUUGUUUCUGUGUUGACCUUACUGGUUCUGUUUUUUGAUGUUAGUAUUCAUGUUUCUGUUUUGAACUUACAUAAUUAAUCAC